AAAUAUUACUACAAUUCUAUAUCUUAUUACGAUAAUAUAGAACAUACCGUAAUAUCAGCGCUAUGGCAGUUGAGCACAUAAUCCCUUUUAAGAUAGAAAAUAACAUAAUGAUAGGUGAAGAAGAAUUAAUCGAUGAUAGUUGCAUUAAUACCGGAGAAUUGAUUUUGAACGCAUUUAAAUCUAGACCGGAUUUCAUCGGCCAAGUGGAUGCAAUGACGGGAGAAAAAAACACAUUCCAGCAAAUGAGGGAACGGAGCGUAAAAUGUGCAUUAUGGCUGAAAAAAAUAGGUAUUCAACGCAAUGACAGUAUAGUAGUGUGUACUUCUAAUCAUUUGGAUACUUAUAUACCAUAUUUGGCGAUUCUAUAUGUCGGCGCUGUUUUACACGUGUGGAAUAUAAAUCAACUGAUAACUGUAGAUCAUUUUAAAUUUCGUCCAAAAGUAAUUUUUGCUGAUUAUAAGAAAGCUUCUUAUAUUUUUACAUUUAAAAAAUACGAGCCAAAUAUAGCGUCGACACUUAUAAUCGAUGUGUAUAUCGAUGACAGAAGAGGAGGAAGAACAGCAGAAAGGAAGAAAGGAAUACAAAAAAGAAAAAAAAAAGAAACAAAGAAGAAGAAAAAAUUAUUUCCCUAA
This is a messenger RNA of Camponotus floridanus (Florida carpenter ant), 632 nucleotides long. RefSeq names its product luciferin 4-monooxygenase-like. The transcript has 4 exons. The record is from RefSeq and is a predicted model, not a curated record. Bases 63 to 632 code for a protein of 189 amino acids. NCBI's taxonomy places the organism in Eukaryota, Metazoa, Arthropoda, Insecta, Hymenoptera, Formicidae.